This is a messenger RNA of Anas platyrhynchos (mallard), 1121 nucleotides long. Lineage: Eukaryota; Metazoa; Chordata; Aves; Anseriformes; Anatidae. The record is from RefSeq and is a predicted model, not a curated record.
UGAUUGUGGAAACGAGUGAGCUCGAGUGAGCAGGGUCAUCUCAGGUGAUGCUCAUCUGCUCUUUGCUCUCUUCUUUUCCUGGCAACCUGCCUCUGACCAGAGCGUCAGAGCGGUUUCCACCAGAGGGCAAAUGGACAACUGCGCAGCCCAGCAGGACCAAAGAGAAGGACGGUGGCGAGUGUUCCUGCAAAUGCGAAACCGUCAUUGAAUCAGUGCUUAUGCCUUUGGCUCGCCACUAUGUGGCAACGGGCAAUGCUUCCUGAGCCUUCUACUACCUGCUGGAGUGUGCGGCUGCCUACCUGCACGUCUCCAACAGCUACAUGGCCCUUAUGAAGCUCAAUGAAGCAGAGGUCCUGAGGAACUCCAUGGGGAAGACAGCAACUGUGUUAGACUGCUUUGAGGAGGCGACCUUCUUCAGCCUCAAAGCGGAGGUCUGCUGUAAUCUAGGACGCGUGGGGCUGGCCAAGAAAAUGACCAGGCAGGUGCUGAGCCUUCUGAAAAAGCGUCCUCAGACACACUCCGGAGUCUUUGUCAAGUCUCUGUGGGAAAGGUUUCAGGGUGCUCUUUGUGACACAAACAGAAGAACACCCUCUCUUCUGCUAGAGGCUCGGAGGAAGAAGCUAGCCUGGAUGCUUCAGCAGACCCGCUGCCUCUCCUUACUGGGGCACCUCUACAGCCUGGAGGGCACAUCAGGAGGACGGAGGUUCUCCCGCCUGGCAGCUCUCAUGAAAGCCAACGUGGACAGGAGAAUGGACUCCUCUCAGGAAGAAGACUCCCACCCCGAAAACUGCCUUUCCAUCCCUGCUUUUCUCAGUGUGUCUUAGUAAAACAUCUGUUCUCUUAUGGUGGUGGUUGUCAGGCCUUGCCAGGGAAGGUUCAGGUUGGAAAUAAGAAGAAAGUUCUCAGAAAAGGAGAGCUUGCUCCCCCAGCAAGAGACGCGGGGCACUGAAGCAGGCCCGUCAGCACAAGCUGCCUUACUGGGGAGGUGGUCUGAAGGCUCCCUCGGUACCUGUGUGGGCACCUGGAGAGAGACAGCAUGAGCAGGAUGGGAUGUUGGAAGCUGCCAUAGUGCAGAGCGAGCAGAGGAGGGGAGGGCCACGGUGGGGGGGGGCGUUCCAGAG